AUGAGCGAAGCUAAGGGGUUCAAUAACGUGGAUGAAGAAAGCAUGGCCGGAUUCUAUCACGACGGUGCUGAUUCCGCUUCAUCUUUUUCAAAAUCUUCGAUACCACCUCAAUCUUAUCUCCAAACACGCUUCAUCAACCUAAAGUCGUUCAAAGCCGCCAUCAACGCUAGGCUUGACGAGCCCGUUCUCUCGCUCUUCCGACCAGCUGUCAGGCUCCUACAAUUUGCUUUCGCCCUUGCUUCGGGUAUCUCUUACACCAUAGAACUCGACCACCGAUACUCUGCCUCAAUCACAAAUUUCGUCUAUGCAGAAGUCGUCUUCAGUCUCACCCUUUUGACUCUGAUCAUUGACAGCGUAACAAUACGAUCUUACCGGUUCAUCUGCGCUAUCGAGUGGUCAUUAGCUAUAUUGUGGAUCGCCUGCUUUAGCGUCUUUUAUGGCGUGUAUCUAAAUGGCGAACUUCCGGCAGACUAUUCAGUCGUAGACUCUAGCAGGAUGAGAGUCGCUGGCUGGUGCAACCUCGUCAACGCAUCAUUGUGGUUGGGUAGUGCGUUGUUCUCGUCGAUGUUGUGUUGCUCCGGUAUCAAAGCCGCUAUGGAGGGGAAAGCCGGAGAAAAGAUGGAAGUGGAAGGAAGAUAA
Alternaria atra is the source of this 639-nucleotide messenger RNA. RefSeq lists its product as uncharacterized. NCBI's taxonomy places the organism in Eukaryota, Fungi, Ascomycota, Dothideomycetes, Pleosporales, Pleosporaceae. The record is from RefSeq and is a predicted model, not a curated record. The transcript has a single exon. Bases 1 to 639 code for a protein of 212 amino acids.